AUGCAUACUAGCGAGUCCAUUGGCGCUUCCACGCGUUCCCUACACGCUGACGAUGCCUUCAACGUCGUCACAGAUGUUGCCCCUCCAAUUCACCUCUCCACCACAUUCCGUUACUCAGAUGAUCCCAACCAAUUAGUUCCUUACGCUGAUCUCUCCGCAACCAGCAGCCCAACAACCCACGUUUACUCCCGCGCCACAGCCCCCAACCCCUCCCGCCUGGAAGCCAUCCUCUCCUCGCUCAUCCACGCCGAAUCAAUCACCUACUCCUCCGGCCUCUCAGCCCUUCAUGCAGCCCUCACCCUCCUCAACCCCCGCCACAUCUCCGUCGGCGAUGGCUACCACGGCUGCCACGGUGUCAUCGCCCUCUUCACUCGCCUCACAGGCCUCAAGAAACUAGAACUAGACUGUCCCCCCGACGCCCUGGAAAAAGGCGACGUCAUUCUCCUCGAAACCCCUGUUAACCCUUACGGCACCGCUUUCGAUAUCGCCCACUAUGCCGAGAAGGCCCAUCAGCGCGGCGCCAUCCUCAUCGUUGAUUCGACCUUUGCCCCGCCCGGCUUGCAGGAUCCUUUCCUCCACGGUGCCGAUAUCGUCAUGCACUCCGGCACCAAGUACUUUGGUGGCCAUAGCGAUAUGCUCUGCGGUGUCCUUGCUACCAAGAACGCAGACUGGGCCAGCCAGCUGAAGACCGAUCGCGUCUUCCUUGGUAGUGUCAUGGGUAAUCUGGAGAGUUGGCUUGGGGUGCGCUCGCUGCGCACGCUGGAAGUCCGUCUGCAGCGCCAGAGUGACAAUGCUACGCGUUUGGUGGCUUGGUUGGAUUCUUGCUUGCGGGUUCGCGACCCCGAGGCUAAGAGUGAUGCGGCUGUUGUGCAGGCCGUUCUCAAGCAGAUCUUCCAUGCUAGCGUGCAGAAGGUUGAGGGCGAUUGGUUGGAGAAGCAGAUGCCGAAUGGCUUUGGGCCCGUUUUUGCUAUUGUUAUGACUGAGGAGCGCUUUGCUAAGGAGUUGCCGGCCAAGUUGGGCCUGUUUCAACAUGCUACGAGUCUUGGGGGUGUUGAGACGCUUAUUGAGUGGAGGACUAUGUCCGAUGCUACUGUUGAUCGGAAGUUAUUGAGGGUUAGUAUUGGAUUGGAGAACUGGGAGGAUUUGAAGAAUGAUUUGGCUAGAGCCUUUAGAGAGUUGAUUCAAUAG
Penicillium nucicola is the source of this 1188-nucleotide messenger RNA. RefSeq names its product cystathionine gamma-synthase. The record is from RefSeq and is a predicted model, not a curated record. The transcript has 2 exons. NCBI's taxonomy places the organism in Eukaryota, Fungi, Ascomycota, Eurotiomycetes, Eurotiales, Aspergillaceae. Gene Ontology annotation, molecular function: pyridoxal phosphate binding; carbon-sulfur lyase activity. The coding region runs from base 1 to 1188 and encodes 395 amino acids. Gene Ontology annotation, cellular component: cytoplasm. Gene Ontology annotation, biological process: transsulfuration.